Molecule: messenger RNA, 2854 nt
Organism: Sphaeroforma arctica JP610
Lineage: Eukaryota; Ichthyosporea; Ichthyophonida
Exons: 5
Coding region: 65-1459 (464 amino acids)
Source: RefSeq, a predicted model, not a curated record
GUUUUCUUUUACAUUGUGCAAAUUCGAGUUGCAGGCGCUGGUGACAAAGAAAACUGGUUAUGCCAUGCACAGGUUUCCGUACUUUAUACUUCUGGUAGUUUCCUUCGCAUUUGUGCCGUUGUUCUUCGCUAUGGUGCUAUUUAUUCAGUUCAAAUCGGGAGGUUUUUCACAGCACACCAAAACCGCCUCGUUACACCUGAAAUUCUGCGUUGUCGGAGCCCUGAAUGCCUUGAACGGUAUGUGCGUCAUAUUCGCCAAUCCGCACGUACCAGGCAGUCUGCAGCAGAUUAUGGUACAAGCAGUGAUGCCCAUAACCAUGGGGAUGUCCAUCGUCAUUCUGGGCUCCAAGUUCCAUCGUUUGCAGCUGCUAGGCGCUCUGAUGAUCUGUAUGGGAGUCAUAAUCGAGCUGUACCCUCUGUUCAUCGGAUCGAAAGGUCCGGGUGGGGGCCUCGAAAUAUCUCCUGGCGCUGUUGAUGAUGCUCAAAUGCACUCGCACGAGCUUCUGACGAGCGGAACGCAAACGAGUACAUAUCCGUAUGCCUACAGGUAUACUAGCGGCAGUGCGAUAGUAAGCACUGGUGCAAAAAAUAACGCCCAACAAAGCCAACCCCCAGCGUAUUUCUGGUCGAUGGUAUUUCUGCUGGGUCAGGUACCCAUGGGCAUGCAGAGUGUUUUUCAGGAGCUGGCCUUCUCGCAGGCGCACGUGAACGUCGUGUACAUGAUGGCCUGGUCAUCACUGGCCCAGUUUCUGUCUUUGUGUGUGCUGAGCGUGUUUAAUUUCAUCCCAAAGUUUGGGGCUGUGGCGCCCGGUGAUUUUGGAGAGUACAUGAAAGAGUCACUUCAGUGUGCCCGGGGAUAUGGAGACGGAUGCGAGCAAGCUCCUGUGCUGUUGACGUGCUUCGUGAUGAUUAUGCUCACCGCCCAGAUAGUGCAGGCACUCCUGGUCAAGAAGUCAAGUGCGGCGUUAGUGGUUAUAGUCCUUACCGUCAUCACACCCCUAUCGACGGUGUGUUUCUCGAUACCAUAUUUAAUGGGCGAGCACACCGAGGCCUUGAAAAUUAGCACCUGUGUGGCACUUGUUGUGUUGACUGUGGGUGUUAUUAUCUACCGAGUGCCCGAUGCGCUAGUACUGAAAGAGGGCCGGAAGUGCGAGGCUGACGAGAGCAGCUUCACGGAUAGCGACGGGCUGCAUACGCAACGUAGGGAGACUGAACCAUUACUCACCCGUAAGAAAUCGAGGACAGCCACGACUGAUAGUGAUAGGCAUCCGGUGAUGCUCAAUUCAAGAAUUGGAGUCAUCUCUUCGGAAUACACGGGCGAGGCUGACAUAUCCGAUGGCAUCAAGACCAUUCUGUACAGCCACACACAUCUCACGGAAGGGGAUGCGAACGCGCACCCAACGCACACGCACGCACACACGCAUACGAUGUCCCAUUCAUACUCAAAUGUAGAUGCUUGACCUUUCGGUGACUGCGGACCUUCUCAUAAAACGCCGAGCUCCUUGAACGUGGAAGUGGAUUAGAAUCCCCGCAGUGGGUGCGCGAGUGAGUUCAUAUUAUGAACACGUGUGUACAGGUAAAGCGAGCUCUUCUUACUGGAUUUUGUUUUUCCAGCACAUGCGGUGUCGUACCGUGAUCACCGUUAUGUAUGACCCGAUAACACGUGUAGUUAUAGACAGCCGGUGGAUCGUGCGAAUGCUACGGUGAAUCUGCAGCGGUAGUAGGUCUUAGCAGUAGGUCUUAGCUGAUGCAAUCAUGUCCGACUAUUGUCAUCGCUUGCUAUUUCUACCCGCGUUGCUGGGCUGAAUCGCAAGUCGGCAUGAGACAAGCCAUGAACAGCGAAGGGAAGAACGAGGAUCUAGGAGCUGACCUGUGGCAUGGUACGCCUCCUUACGGGUGUUAAGUGAACAUCCGAAAAUUGACACAAGACUGGAAAGCUCUCUGCUGGUGUUCGACAACUUAAUAACGGGCUAAGCGUAGAAUAGCCAGAGGCCUGUUCCCAUUGAUGGGUUGGGCGUGGAACGGGUGUGAUAGCUGUCGACGGUGCAUUAUGGACAUUCGAUUCGUGGUGGAGACCUAAGACAGUGGUGUUGUCAGUCAAUCUGUUCAUGCAGACACCCAUUUACUUGUAUGUCGAGGUAUGCACUUUCACAGAGUCAAAAGAAACGCACGACGAAUGGACGGUCUAUAUCAGAAAAGUACGGACUGAGAUGGUAGUGCCUAGUUAUAUAUGCCUGACGCCAUUAUUGAAAGGAAGAGUACAGAAUCCGAACCACUACCUUAUCUAAGUUUCAGUCGAGUGGAAUUUGGAAGCUGACAAAAGUAUAUGUUUGAAAUUUUCACGGCAUCACCAAUCAACUAUUUAGCAGAAUGGUCAUCGACUACGGAAUGAAAAUCAACAAUCCACUGUGAAUGUUGGCAUGGUGUACGAUCGUCGCUAAACAACUGCUAUAUCUCAACCGCUAGAUGCCAAGAGCUAUGCAUACCACCGCAAAAAUUUCGAAGUGAUUUAAGAUGUAGUGUCAUGCCGGCCGAUGCAUUAGAAGGCGGUGACCGUGUAUAGUCGAGGGUUGAAGUCCUGCUUAAAUUAGAUUUAGAAACUAAAACCUAGAUUAUGUGUAGCACAAAUCAGGAGGUGAGCAUUUUGCAAACUCACUUGAUACAAUCUGCUGACACAGUUCUAAAUAGCUGUCAGCCGUAGUCGCAUGGGCUGCACCAUCCACAACUCCAUAUGGGUCGGUCCUAUUAGAACCAUCUUCAUCGUACCUCGAGAGAUGCCAAACAGUUUAUAGACAGGAACGAGAUCACCUACAACUUGUUAGGUACGAAGGUGUACCCGCCAGAACAAAUGAACG